AUGGAGUAUACUGUUCCCAUCAAACGUAUUGUCACUAAAGAAGAUCUAGAGGAUUUUCUGACAUCCGGUGCAUACAACGAGUACAUUGGAUACAUUGAACGACUGAAUGACUCGAUCAAGAACUGCAAGAUUGAUUCCGAUGUGCAAGUGUCAAAGAAUGUGCAAACAGUGCUUGAUAUUUUGGAGACACUAUUGGCUUGGGUGAAGGAGAUCCCUCCGGUUGAGAACUCAAAAUCGCGUUUCGGUAAUCCAGCUUUCAGAACAUUCUAUGACAAAGUAAAAGAUUCUGUCCCUGAGCUAUUCAAAGACCUUGUUCCUGAACCUGCCAUCAAAGAAGUUGGAAAGUAUUUCUAUGAGAGUUUUGGCAAUCAAAAGAGAAUUGACUAUGGUACUGGACAUGAAGCCAAUUUCAUGGCAUGGUUACUCUGUUUGGAGAAACUAAAGGUGUUUAGUGAAAGCGAUGACAAGGCUGUUGUGUUACGAAUCUUUGUAAAAUAUAUCCAGUUGAUGAGACAACUUCAAUUUGAUUACUGGCUUGAACCAGCAGGAUCUCACGGUGUAUGGGGGUUGGAUGAUUAUCACUUUUUACCCUUUCUGUUUGGAUCAGCUCAGUUAUUAGACCACAAGCACAUUAAGCCAAAAUCAAUCCAUGAUGUUGAUACAGUCGAACAAUUCUCCAAAUCAUACAUGUAUCUUGCCUGCAUCCACUUUAUCAACACGGUAAAAACCACAGCAUCCUUACGCUGGCAUUCACCCAUGUUGGACGAUAUCUCAGCUUGCAAGACGUGGGUCAAGGUGAAUCAGGGCAUGAUCAAGAUGUACAAGGCAGAAGUGUUGUCCAAACUACCUAUUAUGCAGCAUUUUAUGUUUGGUAGUCUGAUCCACUUUGAAGGGGGACACCCACAAUCGGAGGAUCUGGAAGACGAGUGUGGACAUAUCCAUGAUACUAAGCCUGCUAGCACCGGCCCUGAUGGUGGUGUGUUUGCUCUAGGCCAAGAGUAUCCAGAUUGCUGUGGUAUUCCUGUGCCUAGUGCCAUCGCUGCUGCUGCUUUAAAAAAUAAGGAAGGCGCAUCUAAACCUCGACCUCUUCCUUUUGAUUAA
Molecule: messenger RNA, 1101 nt
Organism: Mucor velutinosus
Lineage: Eukaryota; Fungi; Mucoromycota; Mucoromycetes; Mucorales; Mucoraceae
Exons: 6
Coding region: 1-1101 (366 amino acids)
Biological process (GO): mitotic spindle organization
Cellular component (GO): nucleus; cytoplasm; protein phosphatase type 2A complex
Molecular function (GO): peptidyl-prolyl cis-trans isomerase activity; protein tyrosine phosphatase activator activity
Source: RefSeq, a predicted model, not a curated record